AUUACAGCAAUAUAUAGAAAAAUAUUGACAGCAAUAUAUUUGUGAAUAAUGAUAUCAAUUGAAAAUUAUUGAAUUCAUUAUAUUGGAAAAUAUUUCGAAUUAUUGCAAAUUGUCUCUUUAAAUGUCUCUUUAAUUGUCCAUUUAAAUUUUGUUGUAAUUCAAAAUGUCUGAGGAACAGAGAAAAGCGGUUGCUGCGAUUAUUAUUGCUACAACUUUACUUCCGACAAACUUUUCCAAACCUAAGGUUACGCGUAGAAUUUGGGUGAAGGAGUGGAUGAAAAAACGAAAAUCGAUCGGUGUUUACGAUAACUUAGUGCAAGAACUACGUUUGUAUGACGAAGAGAGUUUCCGCAAAUACCUGCGAAUGAGCCCAGACAUAUAUGAGCUUUUACUUGAGAAAGUCAGAAGUAAAUUAACGAAGAAGACAACGCAUUUACGGAAACCUUUGGAGCCGGAGUUGAAGCUGACAAUAACUUUGCGCUUUCUCGCUACUGGGGAGAAUUUUACUAGCUUACAUCAUCACUAUUCUGUUGGUAUUUCAACCAUUGCCCCAUUUAUUCCUCAGGUUUGUCAAGCAUUAUAUGAUACACUAAAAGAUGAUUUCCUCAAGUUCCCCGAAAACAAAGACGACUGGCUUGAAAUUGCAUCUGAAUUCGAAACGAUGUGGCAAUUUCCAAAUUGCAUUGGGGCAAUGGAUGGAAAACAUAUUGCUCUGUACCAUCCUAAGCUUAGCGGUUCAACAUACUACAACUACAAAGCCUCGUUUUGUCUCAUGUUGGAAUAUGUGCGCUCGCUACAAUUUAGCUCGGCUGCAAUCGCUACAAGUGCCAGUUGUUUUUUGUUUUUGCCCAUAUAUCCUGGGCAACUAACUUUGUAUAGAACUUCGUGUUGUGACCACAAAUUUAUCAAAUGUUCAGUUUCACCACUACUCCAAACUUUCUCAUGUUUCAAGCCUUUUCUUCCUCGCUUCUGAGGUUUUGCAGAAGUUUCAUCUUCUGGAUUUUGAAAUACGGGGCUGAGUGAAGGUUGAAGUUGUUGUGGCACGCUCUGACCGAAUAUUUGUGUGUUUUGGCUCAAGAUUGACGAGGUUGGUUUUGGUGAGCUCUGAGUGAAGACAUGUGCGGCAUGUUGCUGUUGCGUCGUAGCUUGAGGAAAUAGUAUUUGAUCAUUCGUAGCAAAAUCGUGUGGCUGACUUUCAAAAUAUAAAAUGUUAUUUUGCUCCAUCUUUUAUCUUUGAUCGUAUGUUUCAUUUACUGUUUAUUUCAGACAGACAAAUUUCGAAUACUUUGCUGAUUCGAUUUUUCUAUUGUUCGGAGAAAAAUUGAGUCUUCUCACAACAAAAGAAUUUCCCUUGCAAUAUUUUUUAAUUCAAACCGUGUUUGAAUUAAAAAGUCUUGACAAGUAUUGAAAGCGAUUGCGUAAUGUUUUUUCGAACGAUUCUCAAAAGUUGGUUUCACAUUAUGUCCAAUUAAUUGAGGCAAUAUUUUUCAAUAGUUAUCAAUAAUUUCCAAUAUAUUGGAUUCAAUAUAUUUCUGUAAUGUGAAACGGCCUUAACACAAGUACCUAUCCCUCACCAAUACCUUUGAUGAGAACAAAUAAAAAACUUAAAUGCCGUAAAGUGAAGUCAGUAUUAAGAUUUCAUGUGC
This is a messenger RNA of Hydractinia symbiolongicarpus, 1646 nucleotides long. RefSeq lists its product as uncharacterized. The transcript has 2 exons. The record is from RefSeq and is a predicted model, not a curated record. Bases 164 to 973 code for a protein of 269 amino acids. Lineage: Eukaryota; Metazoa; Cnidaria; Hydrozoa; Anthoathecata; Hydractiniidae.